AUGAUUAAAAGUGGACGUGGAAACCAAAAUUGGAAAAACGCAGCUGGGUACCUUGUCCUCGUGUUAUCCUACGUGCUUAUAUCGGUGCUGUUGUCAUUAUACUGCCUGAUCAGGAGGAGACGCAGAUGGACCGCAUCCGAUCCAAAAGAAGGAAAUGCUAAAACGCCAAAGCAUUUAUAUAUUGUUUUAAAAACGAGCGAUGUUAUUAUACUACGGGGGGAGAAGAAAAUUUCGCCGUACCUCGUGAAUAUUGCUAUGUUCCUGUAUGAGCACAAAGUGGCACAUGUGAGUAUCUACGUGGCUGAGUGCCUUUUGGACUCUGUCUUUUUCGAUGACUUGGCGUGUGGGUUGCACAGGCGCGGGUUUUUGAUGCGCGCCUCCGCAGGGGGGGGUCGCGGUGAUGCCGAUAUUGGCGGCGAUGGGGGUGAUGCCGAUAUUGACAGUAUUGGCGGCGAUGGCGGCGGUGCCGAUAUUGACAGUGUUGGCUGUGAUGGGGGCGACAUGGCUGACCCGCGCAACGCCGCUAACCUUUUCAACGGGGGUCAGCACGAAUUCACCGUCGUGAAGCGAGGCCCCCCGCAAGCGCCCCGCACGCUCCACCUAAAAUUCGUGAACAAAUCGAACUCGCACAACAAGCUCAUCGACGCAGCGGAAGGGAGCAACAUCACCUCAGAAGGGGAGGUAGUAACGAAUGCACUGCUCCAUCCCGUGUGCAAUAAAACAGUGGAAGGAUUAAUAAAAAAAGUUAUCGACUUUGACAAAAAAAGGUUAUUUGAAGAAAAGGGGAAAACCUUUCAGAGGAUGUGCUACGUUAUGUUUCUUCUCAUCACCGAAGUGAAACAAAUAAGCAUAACGCAGGUAAAACGAGUCCUUCCUUCCUUAUGCAAGAAGGUGGAGUGGAUCGUGACACAUAUUAUAAAACGUAUCACUUGUUUCGUUACACAGUUUGGGGUGUUAUACUCCCCAGUUGGCACAAGCGAAAGCAACCUUUGGGAAAAAAAACACACACAGAACUCGAGAACAAAAAUUUCAAAUGCUAACCCUACCAUGGAAGAAGUAGACAGGGAUGACUUCACAAGCAGCGAAAAGGAACCCGAAGGAGAUACAAAAUCAACACUUGUACUUAUGAAUGAGUUUUUAAAAAACUCCCCUUUGAAGGAUCAGCAAUCUGUUGACACCAUAAAGCAGCUAAUAGAGAAGAAUAUCCCUCUGUAUGUCCAACCCAUAUGUAAAGACAUUUUCGAAUUUUCUUUUAAGGACACAGAAGUGGAUGUGGUACUGUCCUUAAGGAUAGGACUUACUGAUUAUUUGGCUUACCUAGUUACAAGCUAUCAGAAUGGCAAAUCUGUAUCCAAGGAAAAUUUUGUGCAUUUUUUGAAGGACUAUUUUAGUUCCUUUUUUUUUUUGUAUAAUAUUAUUCACCCUUUUAACAAGGACGGGAUUCAGCCUUGGGUUUUGUCCAACGCGGAGAUUUAUGAAUUUUUUGAUUACAGCGUUGCGUCUGUGCGGCAGGCGCUGGCUUACUACGGCAGUUCCCAGCAGAGACACGGCUGCUGA
Molecule: messenger RNA, 1557 nt
Organism: Plasmodium cynomolgi strain B
Lineage: Eukaryota; Apicomplexa; Aconoidasida; Haemosporida; Plasmodiidae
Exons: 2
Coding region: 1-1557 (518 amino acids)
Source: RefSeq, a predicted model, not a curated record